Molecule: messenger RNA, 3031 nt
Organism: Vigna radiata var. radiata (mung bean)
Lineage: Eukaryota; Viridiplantae; Streptophyta; Magnoliopsida; Fabales; Fabaceae
Product: probable pre-mRNA-splicing factor ATP-dependent RNA helicase DEAH5
Exons: 2
Coding region: 74-2833 (919 amino acids)
Biological process (GO): spliceosomal complex disassembly
Cellular component (GO): catalytic step 2 spliceosome; intracellular anatomical structure
Molecular function (GO): ATP binding; RNA binding
Source: RefSeq, a predicted model, not a curated record
CUAGGAUAGUCAAUUUCUUGUGGCCUACGCUCUCAUCUCACACCACACACAAACCUUAAUCUCAAUUCUGAGGAUGGCUGCGAACGAUGGAUUCGACACGCUUCAAUACUUGUCGCUUCUCUCCAAGGUCUGCGUCGAGUUGGAGUCCCACACCGGCGCCGCCGACAAGGUCCUCGCCGAGUUCAUCAUCCAUUUGGCUCGUUCAUCCGACAACCUUCACCACUUCAACGCCGUACUCAACGACAACGGUGCCUUUUAUCCUGAUUACCUUGUCCGAACGCUUUUCACCCUUGUUCGCGCAGUUCUUGAACCCGUUAAGACAGAGUCCAAAGCCAAACAAGAGGACAGUGGCAGUUCUUCGUUGAAACCUCUCAAGAGAGUCUCCUCUCCUGAAAAAGGGGAAGCAAAACAGUUCACUGCCGCCGGAAACUUGAGUUCUACAUAUAAGGACGAGGAGGGAGAUGGGUUGCCACGCCAAGUAGAUGAUGAUGAUGAAGAUUUCGAGAUUGAGUUGAACGAUGAUGCACCUGCAUUCUUGCAGGGGCAAACCAAACACUCAAUGGACAUGUCUCCUCUCAAGAUUUUCAAGAAUCCAGAAGGUUCUCUGCUCCGCAGCGCGGCGCUUCAGUCUGCACUUGCUAAGGAACGAAGAGAAGUGCGAGAACAGCAGCACAGUUCACUAUUUGAUUCAAUUCCAAAAGAUCUCAAUCGAGCUUGGGAAGACCCUAUGCCAGAGAAAGGUGAAAGACACCUUGCUCACGAGCUUAGGGGUGUUGGUUUAUCUGCAUUUGACAUGCCGGAGUGGAAGAGGAGCAGCGGAAAAUCCAUUUCAUUUGGGCCAAAAUCAAAGCUUUCUAUUCCAGAACAGAGGCAGAGUUUGCCAAUUUAUAGAUUGAAAAAUGAAUUGGUUCAGGCUGUGCAUGAUAAUCAGGUGUUGGUGGUGAUCGGAGAAACUGGUUCUGGGAAGACUACUCAGAUUACCCAGUAUCUUGCUGAAGCGGGGUACACCACACAGGGGAAAAUUGGAUGUACUCAACCACGGAGGGCGGCUGCAGUGUCUGUUGCAAAGCGGGUUGCAGAAGAGUUCGGUUGUCGAUUGGGGGAGGAAGUUGGUUAUGCCAUUCGGUUUGAGGAUUGCACUGGACCGGAUACUCUCAUCAAAUACAUGACAGAUGGUAUGCUUCUUAGGGAAAUGUUAAUGGAUGAGACUCUAUCACGGUAUUCUGUUAUUAUGCUUGAUGAGGCCCAUGAAAGAACUGUUUAUACUGAUGUUCUUUUUGGACUCCUGAAGCUGCUCCUGAAGCGUAGGCCUGAGUUAAGAUUGAUCGUGACGUCUGCUACUCUGGAUGCCGAGAAGUUUUCAGGGUAUUUCUUUAACUGUAACAUCUUUACAAUACCUGGUAGAACUUUUCAUGUGGACAUACUUUAUGAUACACAGCCUGAGAGUGAUUAUUUAGAUGCAUCUUUACGCACUGUUCUGCAGAUCCACUUGAAUGAACCUGAAGGAGACAUUCUUCUCUUCUUAACUGGUCAAGAAGAGAUUGAUUUUGCUUGCCAAACUCUUGUUGAGAAAAUGAAGAAAUUAGGUAAGAAUGUUCCAGAGCUCGUCAUUUUACCGGUUUAUAGUGCUCUUCCUAGUGAAAUGCAGUACAGGAUAUUUGAACCUGCUCCACCUGGGAAAAGGAAAGUGGUUGUGGCUACUAACAUUGCUGAGGCUUCUUUGACUAUUGAUGGGAUAUAUUAUGUAAUUGAUCCAGGAUUUGCUAAGCAGAAUGUUUAUAACCCUAAGCAAGGUCUUGACUCUUUGGUAAUAACUCCAAUUUCACAAGCAUCAGCCAAACAAAGAGCAGGACGUGCAGGGCGUACGGGACCUGGGAAGUGUUAUCGUCUCUACACUGAAAGUGCAUACAGGAAUGAGAUGUCUCCCACUACAGUUCCGGAGAUUCAAAGGAUAAAUCUUGCAACAACUACUCUUAAUAUGAAAUCUAUGGGGAUAAACGAUCUAUUAUCCUUUGAUUUUAUGGAUUCGCCUUCCCCUCAGGCGCUUGUUUCUGCUAUGGAACAGCUUUACAGUCUUGGAGCAUUGGAUGAAGAGGGCUUGUUAACCAAACUGGGGAAGAAAAUGGCAGAAUUUCCUUUGGAUCCACCGUUGUCCAAGAUGCUACUUGCCAGUGUGGAUCUUGGAUGCAGUGAUGAGAUUUUGACCAUAAUUGCCAUGAUUCAAACCGGAAAUAUUUUUUACAGGCCAAGGGAAAAGCAAGGCCCAGCAGAUCAGAAGAGGGCAAAGUUUUUCCAGCCAGAGGGUGACCAUCUUACUCUACUUGCUGUUUACGAGGCUUGGAAAGCUAAGAACUUUUCAGGACCGUGGUGUUCUGAGAACUUUGUUCAAUCUCGUUCGUUGAGAAGAGUCCAGGAUGUCAGGAAACAGCUGCUCACUAUCAUGGAUAGGUACAAAUUAGAUGUUGCGAGUGCUGGAAUUAACUUCACCAAAGUGACGAAGGCUAUCACAGCAGGAUUCUUUUUCCAUGCUGCUAGAAAGGACCCUCAGGAAGGUUACAGAACCCUGGUUGAGAACCAGUCUGUAUAUAUCCAUCCAAGCUCAGCUUUGUUCCACAGACAGCCAGACUGGAUCAUCUACCACGAGCUUGUGAUGACAACGAAGGAAUAUAUGCGUGAGGUCACUGCCAUAGACCCUAAAUGGUUAGUUGAAUUGGCUCCAAGAUUUUUCAAAGCUGCAGAUCCCACAAAGAUGAGCAAGCGAAAGCGUCAAGAACGUAUACAACCACUUCAUGGUGCAUCGGAACAAUGGCGUUUGAGUAAACGCCGUGCAUGAGAUGUAAUUUAUCUGCUUCCUCUUGAUGCAAUGUCUUUUAUACUGUAAUAUAUAAUUGUAUAUAGUUUAAAACUUAGAAAUUUUCCAUGAAGAAUGAUAUAAACGGAAACUUAUAAAUAUUUUCAUUUUGUACUGUUACUCCAAAAGCUUAAUAUACGAUAUGCCAUGCUAAAUUCCAAAUGUAAUUCGAUUGAAUUC